UGGUAAGUAGCGUACGUCUCCUGAAAAUAUCUGAAUCAUGAAAUCAAACGAUGGAUUAAGGUUAUGGCUUGUUGUCAUUCAGCUGUUGGUGGUUCUGAAAACAGGUUUUGUAAGCGGUCAAUGCACCAUAACAUCAUCCACGAUUCCGUAUACUGAGGAACUUCCUAUAGGUUUCGUUCUUACCAAUUUGACUACUAGCUCCUGGACUUUCGUAUCCUCUCAGCCCCCUGAUUACAUAGUCCUUGAUAUAGACUCUUUUGGUUAUUAUUAUCUAAAGGCUGCAAAAAAAAUCGACGUGGAAGAUAUGAAGGGCACCCUGAUCAAGGUUACUUUAAACUGUAACGGAAACAAAAUAUUACUGUUCCCCGUGAGUGAUAGAAACGAAUUUUCACCAAUUUUCUCGUCACCUUCAUACACAGUUCAAGUACCAGAGGAUGCAAGCCCUGGUACCGUUGUGUUUAAAGCGGCUGAUCAUGUAACUGAUGAGGACUUUACCAAAACGCUCAAAUUCUCGGCCUUGAGUCAACCCACUGGUCAGGUACCCGAUGGUGUCGCCUCAGGUAUGUUCGAAGUUGCCGCCAAUGGUGACGUAAAAGUUAAAGGAACUUUAGACUACGAGAAGCAAACGGAAUAUUCUUUUGAAAUAGAAGUAAAGGAACCCCCCUUCAGCAACACGACGAAACUCACAAUUACUUUGCAGAAUAUCGACGACACAGGACCUACUUUCAACGUCAGCGUAAUAGGAAAAGAUGCCUUUUAUAUUACUACAAUUAGUGUCUACCACAUGGGCGAAAUCCCUAUUGCAGGAGGUCCUAUUUUUGCGGAGGAUACCGAUACAAAGCAGUACGCAGUAAUUUACACCCCACUAACCGGUCCCAUGAGCAGUUACUUCAGCAUUGAUAGCUCUUCGGGAAAAGUGUCUGUGAUAAAGAAGUUACCUGAGGAUACGAAUUCACCCAUAAGGCUUUCCUUUACGGCCGAAGACGUGUCGCCGAAAAAGCUAGCAACCGGAGCCACUUUAGGUAUUAUACUAAAUAAAGAGUCACAUUUCUUUCAAUGCAAGGUUUUGGCUGCGAGGCAAGACGUUUGCUUCCCAAUCACAUGAUUACGAGUACUUUGGCCAAGAAUCUUCUGCUAUAGCCUCCAGCCG
Messenger RNA from Octopus sinensis (East Asian common octopus), 1150 nucleotides. Its product is annotated as fat-like cadherin-related tumor suppressor homolog. Gene Ontology annotation, cellular component: membrane. Gene Ontology annotation, biological process: homophilic cell-cell adhesion. Gene Ontology annotation, molecular function: calcium ion binding. The transcript is spliced from 14 exons. The record is from RefSeq and is a predicted model, not a curated record. Bases 38 to 1105 code for a protein of 355 amino acids. NCBI's taxonomy places the organism in Eukaryota, Metazoa, Mollusca, Cephalopoda, Octopoda, Octopodidae.